Cydia amplana is the source of this 972-nucleotide messenger RNA. RefSeq lists its product as uncharacterized. The transcript is spliced from 2 exons. Lineage: Eukaryota; Metazoa; Arthropoda; Insecta; Lepidoptera; Tortricidae. The coding region runs from base 7 to 972 and encodes 321 amino acids. The record is from RefSeq and is a predicted model, not a curated record.
UUACAGAUGAGUUCAGUGCAAGAGGAGAAGCCACCAGAGCCAGCAAAGGCAGUCCGCGAGCUUCGCAACGCUGAGCUAGUCUCACGGCUGCUCGCUGCGACGCCGCCAUACUUGUACAGCUCCUUUCCACUGCAGCCACAUGCCUUCUUCUUCAGUGAGAUGCUGCGGUCUUUUGUCACGCGCCAGCCGAGGCCUAACCACUACCACAGGAGAUUCAAACGACGAUCACACAAAUAUUUCGCUGAAAAUGACGAGUGGCGGCGAGACUGGCCAAAGCAGGAGGAUGAAAAAAAGGAGCCAGAAACACGGCCCGAAGUUCCUUUAGAGUUAACUGUGGAGAAGCACCCUCGCGUACCUUCUCCGAGGAGAUUAUCGCCGAAGAUUGAACAGAAACCCAGCAGCAGCCCACCUCCCGGCCGACAGUCGUCUUUCGUCGAUGUAGGCACGGAAGAACUCCCCAAACCCUCGCCCUGCGUCGGCAGAGCUGACGCCGUCCCUUCAAACCUCAUCCUACCCCCGCCCCCACCGAUGUGGUAUCCGCCCAUCUACAACCCCCAAUUCGGCGUAGACCCUUUAAACUUUUUCAUAGACCUACGUGUCUCUGGACAUAUAUAUGAUAGAAAACGCGCCUUGGCCGAAGGUUUGGACAAUAUUAGCCAAGAACGACCAGAAGAUUCCGGCUUAGACAAAAGAUUAGGCAGGGAUUUUGGGAUGAAACCACGCCACGUCUCUGCGUUCUCCGUCCCAGUUAGACCAGGGAACAUCGCCCCUGAAGUACCAACGAAAUACUUUGACCAGAACGGCACUAACAAACAGGGUAAAAUCAACGGGACGUCGUAUAUAAUGAAGAAUUUGAAAAACGUUUAUGAAAAUUUGAAAAGCUCUCAAGAUGUAAAAGACGUCUCCAAGGUAGAUAAGGAUGAAGAUACGAAAGCCGAGUCCUCAGAUAUUGAUGACGAUAUAAUAGAUUAG